CUUUUCAUUAAUUCUUGGACGCCAUAUUGAAUAAUUCUUCGUCGUCCAAAUCUAGUUCUCCACACGAAGAUGUCACGCUACUCAAGACCGCCAAAUUCUUCUCUAUACGUUAGAAACGUUCCUGACGGCACACGCCCUGAAGAGCUGAGAAGCAUGUUUGGAAAGUAUGGACCUAUCACAGAUGUCUACGUUCCUUUGGACUAUUACACCAGACGCCCUCGUGGAUUUGCAUACCUCAAAUUUGAAGACCCUCGUGAUGCAGAUGAUGCAUUGUAUCAUCUUGAUCGCACACGAUUUUAUGGAAGAGAGUUAGAGAUUGAGUUUGCUAGAGGAGACAGAAAAUCCCCAGGUCAGAUGAGAGGUAAAGAAAGGUCGUCACGUCGCUCUCCAUAUUCCAGAUAUGAUGAUUAUGAUCGUAGACGCAAUCGUUCUAGAAGUCGAAGCCCCAGGUACAGAUCACUUUCACGCAGUCCUUAUUCAAGUCGAAACAGAUCACACUCAAGGAGUCCUUAUAAAGGCAGCAGACGCAGUAGGACAAGAAGUCGUACACCUAAAAGAGAAAGGAGAUCCUACAGUCAUUCCAGAAGUAGAUCAGCAUCAUAUGAUAGAAAGAAAGAAAAUGGCUCAAGAAGUCGAUCAAAGACAAGAUCCCCUGCAAAAUCAGAUAAAGAGGAAAGAGAAGAUUCACCUGCGGAAUAAACAUUACCUUUUUAAUUCAUUUUGUAACAUUCAUUUGCACAUAUUCAUUUUUUUUAAAUAUAAAUGUACUGGUGUUCUUUUAAUGUUUUAAAUUGUUGAUUUUGAAAUGUUGCAUAGUGUAGAUUAUAUCAUUAAUUUUAGUAUGGAGAUUACUUAUUAUUGUAAUUUUUAAUUAGGUUAAGAUUCAAAUAGAGAACCACACUUUGCCAGAUUAAAGACCUAUAAUGAAACAGUUUUGUAUUGAAUGAUUUUAGACAGCUAGAUGUAAGUCAGGAAAGUUGUAUGCUGAAAUACAUGGUUUUGAGCAGCUGGUUUUAUUUUGAUCUACAUGCUAUUUGAGAGGUGUGAAAACUUACAUUAAGCUAGCUGUACUGUUCCAUUUUAUGUGGUUAUAGUUAUAUUGUAAAUACAAAACAAUUUCAUCAAGAUAAUUUAAUUUAUGAAUUAUUUCUUAAUUGCACUCAAUUAGAUCAAAAAGUGUCUUUAUAAAGUACCAUGACUGAAGGAUCUCUGAAUUAUUUAUUAUGAUUUUAUUAAGUCUAGUGUCUAGUGACUGCAUCUAAAAUAUUGUAGGCUUUGUGAUCGGAAUAGGCUUAGUUUCAGAAAUGUUAAUGUAUUUCAAUAUAGCCUAUGGUACUUAACAUCCACGGUCAUUGACUAAGAAUUUUUGACCAUUUGGAUUAUUCUGGGUUUUCCAAGACGAAAGCCUGCAAAUCUUUCAAAUAAAAUUUUCAGCUCUGCUUUU
Messenger RNA from Physella acuta, 1444 nucleotides. Its product is annotated as serine/arginine-rich splicing factor 10. The record is from RefSeq and is a predicted model, not a curated record. NCBI's taxonomy places the organism in Eukaryota, Metazoa, Mollusca, Gastropoda, Physidae. Gene Ontology annotation, molecular function: RNA binding.